AUGCGGGCCAGCAGCAAGCAGCAGCAGCAGCAGCAUCAACAACAGCAGCGGCAGGACCGGCGGCGGCAACAGCGCUGGUCUCAGCACCACCCACCAAGCCCCCCUCGCAGCAUCCCCGAGGGGCUCCUGGGGCUGCGGAAGGGAAAGCUGGGGCGCAACAACAACCAGGGGCCAAUCUUCUUUCUCUCUCUCUUUUUAAGAGUGGCUUAUUACACUAAACAGAAGAAAGAGCCAAUCUCCUCAAACAUCGUGACCCCAAUUGCCUAUGCCCCAUCUUAUUCACCGCCUUUCCUCUCUCUGGCCCCUCUGCUUCUCACCUCGGAGGCUCUAGCCCCACCUUGUUCCCCCGUAGGUAGGCAGGGAACCAGCGCUCUAGAAGCAGGGGAGUGGGGGAUUCCCCUCCUUUCUACGUCUCCUUCUCCUCUCCGCCCCCCGCCCUUCCUGCGUUGCUGCGCUUCCUGGGCCACUGGGUUUGGACUACUGCAGCAGCUGCUGUUCUGCUGUGUCAUGGAAGGAGGCAGCGGGCAGUGGCUGGAGCACAAGGGGGAGGAGGGGAGGAACCUGAUCUCCGGUACCGAGGGGCUGGAGGCAAACGCCCAGCUCCCACGGAGCCGCCUUAUAGCGGGGCAGGUGGCAGCCCUCCUACCCCGGGUGACACCCACCUCGGGGAUCAUGGACGUUCUGCUCACUUCACUAGCCCCAUUCAAAGCCUCUACAUCCUUCAAGCCCAGAUGAACAUUCAACUCCUCCUUGAAGUCCUUCCAGAUCUCUCCAGCCAACAAUGGACUCUCCAGCCAACAACGGACUCUGAACUCAUGACAUUUAUUUUGUGUCACACUGAUAUGGCAAUCCCUAGAUUCCAUUGAUGCCCACCUCAGCUCCCACCUGUUACAUGAAGCCUUUUCUGAUCAUCUCCCUCCUCAAAUCAUCUUAUAUUUUCCUCUCUGUUCAUGAGUUGUAUCCACCAGUUUAACAUAAACUCCUUGAGCAUCAGGGCUGUUUCAUUUUUAUCUUUGUAUUCUUAGCACUAAAC
Phascolarctos cinereus (koala) is the source of this 1033-nucleotide messenger RNA. RefSeq lists its product as uncharacterized. Lineage: Eukaryota; Metazoa; Chordata; Mammalia; Diprotodontia; Phascolarctidae. The record is from RefSeq and is a predicted model, not a curated record.